This is a messenger RNA of Geosmithia morbida, 2385 nucleotides long. RefSeq lists its product as uncharacterized. Bases 1 to 2385 code for a protein of 794 amino acids. The record is from RefSeq and is a predicted model, not a curated record. NCBI's taxonomy places the organism in Eukaryota, Fungi, Ascomycota, Sordariomycetes, Hypocreales, Bionectriaceae. The transcript has a single exon.
AUGGCUCUCGGCGUCACGGCCUUUUCGCGUGGCGAGAGCAUGCACAGCAGCCACGGCAGCCACGGCAGCCACAGCAAGAGCCCCAGCUCUGGCAGGUACGAAGCCCCCGACAUCGACUACAUGGAGCCUGCCGUCGACGGUCCUCCCUCGCCCGAGCGUCUACGCCAGCUCAGCAAGCAGAUGAAGCGGGCAUCGCACCUGAACCGGCCCCGUAUCGAGCGGAAGGAGUCGCACGACUCGUCUACGAGCACCUCGCUCAGCCAGAACAUGUGGGAUCAGUCCACCGACAGCACCUCGCUCAGCCGCCGUUCCUCGAGCCGCUCCUCCCCUAACAAUGACCGCUCAGAGAGGGAGAGCGUGCAGAUGCUGGGGCGUAACCUGUUUCAGCGCAAGAAGGCCAAUCGCGCCAGCAGCUCGCAAAGCUCCUCCAAUAGUUCCAUGUACUCUUUUGAAACGCCGCCGGAGCUCCCUGCCAAGGAUAAGGACUCUCUCCUCCCAUCACUGUUCACCCGCCGCAAGGCGUCGCGAGAUGACUCCUCCCAACCGCGUGUGCAGAUCUCGGGCCCCUUCAACUUCCAGCAUGUGGCGCACACCCGACGCGAUAGCAUGACUGAUCCCCAGCGGGAUUCAAUCUACGAUAUGGGACCGAUGCAGCCUGAUGCCAGGGCGCCUCACGGGCUCGCCCCCCAGAACCUGCACCACCCCAGCCAUUCAGUUGACUCGAUUGACAGUGACUUCAACAGCAUGUCUCUGGGAGGACCCGCCUCGCACAUGUCCAUGGUACAGGGCCACGCGGUGUCGGCCUUUGGCCCCCACGGAACCGUGAGGCCGAGCAAGUCGCAGGAUUUUCUUCGUUCCAGCCCACCGUGCUCCAUGUCAAACAACUCGCCGCCCGUGCCGCCGCCGAGGAUGUCGAGUCGUCACUCGGCAGUGCCGGAUUCGCUCGACGUUUUCCCGUCCCUGGAUCGCCCUCGGACGAGUGGGGGGUUCCGACAGCCUCAACCUUUCGACCCUUGGGAGACGGAUUUCCCGCCUGCUACCUCUCAGGAGCUUCUGCCCCCCGUCGACAUGGAUGCUUUCUCCAACGACGAGAGGCGCUUCUCACACGCCGUCACCACGACCGACGACACCGCGUGGCCGCUGUCCUGCUCCACCAUCUCACCGUCGCGUUUCGAGGCGCCCCUGCCGGAUGUGCCCGAGGAGGAAGAGCAUGCGGUGACGGGCCGGCGAUCCCGCAUGAGCAUCACCAGCACCCGUUCUUCGCUGCGGGGCAGCCAGUCUGUCCCGGCGCUGCGAUCGUACCUGCACUCUCCGCGCCCCGCCAGCGAAGCCUCGGAUACGCUCGGGCCCUCUGAGACGGACGCGAGGGACGCGCUGUUUGGGGAUGAGUCGCCAUCGACCGAGACGGGCUUCAGCCAAGACAACUGGGAGGAUGACAUUGACUACUGCUACGAGCACGAGGCAGAUGCCAAUUUCGACUACCAAUGGGAGCGCCCGUCUCUGGAUGGCAAGCGGGAGGAGGUCCGGGAGCGCUUCAACGGUGGUCAGCUUUCUAUCAUCACCAGCCCUGACAGCAGCUUUGCCAUGUCACCCAACAUGGAAUCCGAUGUUUCGCCCACUCAGUGCUACCCGCCGUCCAUCAACAGCUACCUCGGCCCGUCCAGCAACUUUUCUCUCCCGCGCGGUGAGAGGGCUGCCGCCGGCCCUCCGGAGAGCAUCCGUCCCAUCUCGUAUGCGUCGAGCUUCAGGGAGUCUCAGGGGUUCAACCUGUCGCCGUCGCUGCUCAUUCCCGGCGACUUCCACCAGCAGAUGCUGGCGGACCGUGUCGAGGGGCAGGAUGGCCCCGUCGAGAUGGCGGGGAGCCCGCUUCGGGACGAGAUGUCGAUCGCGGAGGGCAGGUCGCCCAUGUCGUACCAGCGCUCGAGCACGUCGACGAUGGGAACCAACUCGACUUCGCACACGGACUUUACGGGCGAGCGCCACGCGUCUGCCAACUCUGCGCUGACUGCCAUGACCCGCCUGACGGUGAGCAGCAGCAGCACGUCGCUCAACAAGAUCGUGCUAGAGUCGGUGGCUACCGGAUCGCUGUCGGAUGCGGGAGAUGCCGAGAGUGAGGACGACAGUGUCUCGAGCCCCCAGGACACGGUUCCGGAGCUUACGGCCUUCCCGGUGCCUAGCUUUGCCAAGAAGGGCUUCCACCGUUCUCACGCGAGCGAGUCGAUUGUACGGGCCGAGGCGAUAGCGCAGGCUGGUGCUCAGGACCCCGCUAGGCUCCGCCGACCGCGUGCCCGCACGUCGAGUCUGUCGGCGCAGGUCGCUCCCCCCGUCGGGCAGUACACCCUCUUUCCCAAGUCUCCGAUCAAGGGAAUGGGGGGCCACAUCUAG